UUCAAUUUCAUUACACAGAGCUUCAUCUCUCACUGUCAGCUUACUUUAAAAGACAGAGCACAUACAUAGAUUGCCACAAACCAUACAGAGGGGUAUACAAUAAUUCAUAAUUCACUUAUUCUAUUUUAUUGUGCAAUUAAUUUGCUAUUUGAGUUGUCAAAUUAAUAUGAUAAUGUCAAUGUUUUAAUUAAUUUUAUGUUAAUUUGAUACAGGUUGGUAAGCAUUGCUGCUGUAUCAGUCUUGAUGGCCUGAUGAUAGCCCAUUCUUAAGUAUGAUGAUGCAUGCCUGAAUUCUUCGGAAGCAUUUCCCAGAUGGCAGAAGGUCAACCAGGUCAAAAAGGGUCAAACAUCCUUGAUAGCUGGUUGGGCAUAUAUGUUGAUGAACUUAGCUGUUUUUGGAGUUUUAUGGUCUGUAUACUCUCCACUGUGAAUCUGUAGAAGAUGAUGAGAAGUCUAAGGGACAAGUUUACUUUGUAUAGCUUUCUUUGGAAGUGGCAGUGCUAAGCCUUUUUCAGAAGGUGGCAUGUGUUCACUGUCUGUGUAAGAUCUUAAUUGAUGUGAACUCCCAGAAAUGUGAACAGCACUAUUUCAACAGUAGUCUCCCUUGUACUCAGAGGUGUUCCUACUUUGUUAUUUAAAAGAAAAAAAAGAGUGCAGCUUUCACUGACGGCUUGAUAUGAACUUCGAUCUCAGUGGCAGCCUCGAGGUGUCAGUACAAAACCAUUUAUGAUUCCUGACGUCAAGCGUACACCCCACCCCUUCAUUUCUCCUGUACGUUCAGGCAACUGCUUAAACGCUAAGCUUUCGACACAUCGUUUCUUUGUUAUAGUUUAAUUGGCAACCCUAUUAUCAACAGUAUUGUAUAAGCAAAACUAAUAUCCAUGGAUUAACCUUAAUGCUUUGUAGAUCGCUGUUGUGAUAGCUGCAAAAUGGAACAACUGGGACAUGCGAUAUGGCGGAAAUCACACACGAGAUUCUUAUUUGUGGCAAUUUUGCUGUUGUUUGAGAGAACGAUUUGGGCGCAGAUACAAUGGUCAAUUUCUGAAGAACAGAAUGAAGGUACCCUGGUUGGGAAUAUCGCCAAGGAUUUAGGUAUCGACCACAGAAUCCUAAAGGAGCGAGGAUUACGCAUUGUAUCAGCCUCGGCAGAGUCGAGGUUCAGGGUAAAUCAGGACGACGGAGGACUGUAUGUGAACGGAAAAAUAGACAGAGAAGAGGUCUGCGCGGGAGGCAGCUCUUGUUUGGAAAAUUUAAAAAUUGUUCUUGAAAAUCCACUGGAGAUUCAUUAUAUAUCAGUACAUAUUUUGGACAUAAACGACAAUGCUCCGAAUUUCAUUCCGCAAACAAAACAUUUGGAUAUUGGAGAAUCAGCCUUACCGGGGACACGAUUUCAGCUCCAAGCCGCUCACGACCCUGAUAGUGGCAGCCAUUCUAUUCAGAAUUAUAAAUUGAGUCACAACGAUCAUUUUCGAUUAGAAGUAAAAGAUCGUGAUGAAGACGGUAAAAUUCCUAUUCUGAUAUUACAAAAGCAGUUAGACAGAGAAGCGGCGCAGAAUAUAAAAUUGUUAUUAACCGCUGUAGAUGGUGGAAAACCACCAAGGUCUGGAACAACAGAAGUAAUCAUAAAUGUGCUGGAUAUAAAUGAUAACGCACCAGUUUUUACUGAAGAUGCCUAUACUGUAAUGCUACAUGAAAACGUACCUAUUGGUACAACAGUAAUACAGCUGAACGCCACAGAUUUGGAUGACGGCUCAAAUGGUGAGGUUGUUUAUUCGAUAAGUAAUAAUAUAAACAAAAAAUUACGCGAACUUUUUGAAAUAUCUCCGAUGACUGGCGAAAUCAUUGUGAAGGGAGUUUUAGAUUUUGAAGUUAAAGACAAAUAUGAGAUUGAUAUUCAAGCAUCCGACAAAGGCUCUGUACCAAUGACAUCAGACAAGACAGUAACUAUAAAGAUUGUAGAUGUAAAUGACAAUGCGCCAGAGAUAGAGGUAACAUCAUUUUCAAGUGCCAUUCCAGAAGAUUCCAGAUCAGGGACAACAGUUGCUUUGAUAAGUUUAUCUGAUUUAGACUCUGGGAUCAACGGAAAAGUUUCUUGUUCAGUACCUGAGGACAUGCCUUUCAGGCUAUUUUCAUCCUCACAUGAUAAUGUUUACUCGUUAGUUACAUCGUCAACUCUUGAUAGGGAAAUGGCAUCUCAAUAUGAUAUUACAUUAUCUGCAACAGACGCAGGGAACCCGCCAUUGUCAUCUAUGAAGACUAUAACUGUGCUAGUAUCAGAUGUAAAUGAUAAUAAUCCAUUGUUUAUUAGUUCCCCAUACACGUUUUAUGUAAUGGAAAACAAUACUCCAGGAACAUCUUUAUUUUCUGUAUUUGCUUUUGAUCAAGACUCAGACGAAAACGCAGUAAUCAGCUAUCAGAUAUGGAGAGAUAAUCUUAAAGAGAACAAGUACACAUCUUUUAUCAAUAUAAAUUCUGAAAAUGGCGUCAUAUACGCGUUAAAAAGUUUUGACUUUGAGACAGUAAAGACGUUCCAGUUCCACGUGCUUGCUACAGAUUCUGGAUCGCCCUCAUUAAGCAGCAACGUCACCGUGAACGUCUUCAUUCUGGAUCAGAACGACAACGUUCCAGUGAUCUUAUAUCCAGUCAGCGCUAACGGUUCUGCUGAAGGUGUGGAGGAGAUUCCUCGCAAUGUCAACGCAGGACAUUUAGUGACUAAAGUGAGAGCCUAUGACGCGGAUAUAGGAUACAACGGCUGGUUAUUAUUUUCACUGCAGGAAGUGAGUGACCACAGUCUCUUUGGUUUGGACCGCUAUACAGGACAAAUAAGAACCCUUCGCUCAUUCACAGAAACAGAUGAUGCUGAACAUAAACUAGUCAUACUGGUCAAAGACAAUGGUAACGUUUCCCUUUCAGCAACAGCGACACUGAUUAUAAAAGUUGUGGAGCCCAAAGAGGCUUUUGCAACUUCUGACGUUAAAAACUCAGUAAAAGAAGAGGAAGAAACUAAUGUUACAUUUUAUUUGAUCAUUACCUUGGGCUCGGUUUCGUUUCUUUUUAUCAUCAGUAUCAUCGUGCUGCUUGUAAUGCAGUGCUCCAAGUCUACAGACUUUUCCUCCAAGUAUUUGCAAGACACAAAUUAUGACGGGACACUGUGUCACAGCAUCCAGUACAGAUCCGGAGAUAAACGUUACAUGUUAGUAGGACCCAGAUCAAGUAUCGGUUCUACUCUAGUUCCAGGCAGUAAUAGAAAUACCCUUGUGAUACCAGAUCGCAGGAGGAGAACAUCUGUUGAGGUAAGAAGACUUACUUACAAAGGCAAUUCUUUGGUUUCUAGUGUGUGCCUUAGAAAAAUACGCCACCUCUCCCUUUAUAAGGAAAUAUGCGAUGUUAACUGA
This is a messenger RNA of Ictalurus furcatus (blue catfish), 3394 nucleotides long. RefSeq names its product protocadherin gamma-A11-like. Gene Ontology annotation, biological process: homophilic cell-cell adhesion. Gene Ontology annotation, molecular function: calcium ion binding. The transcript has a single exon. The coding region runs from base 929 to 3394 and encodes 821 amino acids. NCBI's taxonomy places the organism in Eukaryota, Metazoa, Chordata, Actinopteri, Siluriformes, Ictaluridae. Gene Ontology annotation, cellular component: plasma membrane. The record is from RefSeq and is a predicted model, not a curated record.